AUGUUCACAAAUCCAUAUGCUAUAGAAGUACUGAAAACUAAAAAGGAUGAACUUGUGGAAGGCAUAAACAACCCUGACCACCUUGUGAACUGGCUGAUAGACAAUGGCAUUCUUGCACCAGAGAAGAAAAUGGUUUUAUCCUACUACAGGACACGAAUAGCAAAGAACUCCCGAGUUUUGGACAUCCUGGCUUCUCAAGGUGAGCGAGCUUGCAGGUUGUUUUUUUAUCCCUGUCUGAAACAGAUCGAGCCACAACUAUAUAACAACCUGAGGAAUUAUGUCAGUGAUGUGAAUGAGAAAAUUGGGGAUGCGAGAAGGCAACUGAUAGGGUACCUACUUGAGAAAGACAAAGGGUGGGUUCAAAAGCCAAAAGAUCAUCACCAAAAGAAGAAAGACAGUGCUAGACAGGCUUUAGCUAAGCAGGAAAAAACAGCUCAGAUCAAACAUGAAGGAAAAAAAGUUCCAGCUGAAGUAAAGCCUGUAGAAGCUGAUUCGGAUUCUCUUUGUAUCUUUGAAUCUGUGGCUAAAGGUAAUCUUUCUGAUCUAGAAAAAUAUUUAAAGCACAGUGAUAUUAAUGCAGUGAACUCCUCAAAUGAAACCCUCCUACAUAUUGCAGCUGCUCAUGGGCACAUCGAGAUUAUUGACUAUUUAAUCGGCAAAGGUGCCAAGCUGGGUGUCAAGGAUAAAAAAGGAAGAACCCCACUGCACAGAGCUGCUGAGAAGGGUCAUAACGAUGCUGUGAAAAUGCUGCUCCAAGCUGGUGCCAAUAUGUACAGCUUGGAUCAAGAAGGCAAGACCCCACUGCAUUUGGCCAGUUGGAACCACCAUACUCAUGUUCUGAAGAGCAUUCUGGGGGAGGAGGGAAGACGAUACAAGAACCAGCACAAUUUCCUGCACAUGGCUGCUCUCAAAGAUGACAGCAACUUGGUGCAAACACUCUCAAAGCAUGGUGCUCCUGUGGAUGCCAAGGAUGAGAAAGGACAAACUGCUUUGGGCUAUGCUGUGUCUCAGGGAUUUGAGAAGACAGUGAAAGUCCUGCUGGAAGCUGGAGCCAACAUCGAUUCCAGCAUCAUUGAUGCAGCCUUUAAUAGCAACAACCAAUCGAUUUUCAAGUUAUUGUUGGAUUAUUCCAAAGGAUUGUCACCUGAUACAAUGGUGUCAGCUCUUUAUAAAGCCAUUCAGAAGGACUUGCAUGGCAUUGUAGCCGCUUUAAUUGAAAGAGGUGCAGACAUAAAUGCCCACAAUGAAAUGCGCUACACGCCUUUGCUUGUGGCAUGUGAAAUGGGAAAGACAGAGUCAGCAAAAGUGCUUGUGGGCAUGGGGGCCAGCUUGAAGGACAAGACCCCCAACUCAAGCAGUGCUUUGCACCUGGCAGUUCAAGCUGGAGCCGCUUCCAUUGCAAAGAUGCUUCUAGGCAAAGGAAUGGAUGCUAACUUGGCUGGCCAAGGAGAUCAAACACCCCUCCAUGUUGCAGCAUUACACAAUAAAGGAACGCUGGUUGGCCUAUUAAUUGAUGCCGGGGCUAAAAUUAAUGCAGUCACUAAAGAGCUACUCACUCCAUUGCACAUGGCAAGUCAUAAGGGCCAUGUUGAUGUUGCUCAAAAGCUACUGCACUACAAGGCCAAUGUCAACCUUAAGGACAAGUGGUCCAAGACGCCGCUGCAUCUUGCUGCUGAAACAGGAAAUCCUGCUAUGGUGGAACUGCUUCUCAAUUCUGGUGCUGACCCCAACGCAGUAGAUAAAGAGAAAAAGGCCCCACUUCACCUUGCAGCCAUAGGAAGCCAUCUUAACACUGUGAAAGCUCUGUUAAAUAAGAAUGGUAGGUUUGGUGCCAAAGACAUGGAUGGUUGUACACCAAUGCACUAUGCGGCCAUUAAUGGGAAUACAGAGAUAGUACAAACUCUUUUGGCGGCCGGGAAGAAUAAAAACACUGAUGACCGAAACAUCUGGAGAAAAAUCCCACUGCAUCUGGCAGCAGAACAUGGACAUAGCAACUUAAUACAGCUCUUGCUGAGCAACGGGUCGUCUAUUAAUGCUUUGGACAACAAUAAAGACACACCGCUGCAUUGCGCUUGCAAAGCCGGUAAUUAUGAUUGUGUGAGUACACUGGUCCAUCACUCUGUGGGGGAGAAAGCAAACCUUCAGGCUACAAAUAGCUUGAAAAAGACCCCACUACAAGUAGCAGAAUCCAGCUCAAUGGAAAACCAAGCUCAGAUUGUUACACUUUUGAAAAAGAAAAUGUUCUUGAUAAAAUAA
Messenger RNA from Euleptes europaea (tarantolino), 2256 nucleotides. RefSeq names its product CARD- and ANK-domain containing inflammasome adapter protein-like. Bases 1 to 2256 code for a protein of 751 amino acids. The record is from RefSeq and is a predicted model, not a curated record. The transcript has a single exon. Gene Ontology annotation, biological process: regulation of apoptotic process. NCBI's taxonomy places the organism in Eukaryota, Metazoa, Chordata, Lepidosauria, Squamata, Sphaerodactylidae. Gene Ontology annotation, molecular function: protein binding.